Messenger RNA from Aphanomyces invadans, 3926 nucleotides. RefSeq lists its product as hypothetical. Gene Ontology annotation, molecular function: telomerase RNA binding; telomeric repeat DNA binding. Gene Ontology annotation, cellular component: telomerase catalytic core complex. The record is from RefSeq and is a predicted model, not a curated record. NCBI's taxonomy places the organism in Eukaryota, Oomycota, Saprolegniomycetes, Saprolegniales, Verrucalvaceae. Bases 18 to 2936 code for a protein of 972 amino acids. The transcript has 15 exons. Gene Ontology annotation, biological process: telomere maintenance via telomerase.
CCUUCGAGACCAAUAAAAUGAGCGUCUUGCAUGAGGUGGCGCCACAUGCGCUGUCCUUGGAGCAAUGGCUGCACAAGUCGAUCGGACACGAAGCAUGGAUGGAAGGAAAUGCGAAGAUGCAGUCGCUGCUCCAGCAAACGUUCGUGGCGCGCCGAGCCCACUUGAAAGCGCCCGAUGCGGCCGUGGGCUACUCCCGAGACGUGACGAUGACGCAGACUGACAUCGUUGAGAGCGUCAUCAGCACACUCUUGCAACGGAAGCGCUACGGCAAGGACAAGUCGACCAACUUGUUGGCGCUAGGGUACGGCGUCGCCAGCCCCGGGUCGAACAACCACUUUCUGAGGAAUGACAUGACGUGCUACCAUCCGAACACACUCGUGGCGAAACUCAAAUCAAACGAAUGGGUGCAACUCCACAGCCACCUCGGAGACGACGUCAUGAAAGACAUCCUCCUCAACCACAACGUAUUUGUACGGAUGGAGAGCACGACAGAUUGCUACAUCCAGCUAGCCGGCGACAACGUGCGGUUUGCAGUGCGGUCGCCCACAAGCGCAGACAGUUCCAUCAACAUUCGCCGGGUCAUGUUUGCUCAAGGGCAUGCGAAGCAAGUGUCAUUCCAGUCGACGCACGUAUUAGCACCGCCAGUGCCUUCCACUCUCGCAGCCAGACGAGUGGUGGCCAGUAUAUUGUGCUUGAAAAGCACCAAACGGUUGGACCGGCGAUGCCAGAAGUUGGUGCCGAUCGUUCUCGACAUGAUGGCAAGGUUCAAACAGUGCGACAUUGGCGGGUCUGUUCGUCGACUGUGUCCCAUCCCAAGCGAGUGUAAAGCGAUUCUGUCCACGUGCCGUCGCGAUCGCAGUACGACCGAACGACGCCCAGCACUGGAAACCCCCUGGACGACCAAAGACGUCGAGUUGGAGGACGAAGGGUUUGCCAGCCAAGAUGACUGUAGCACGUCUGCCAACUCUCGAAAAAGAAAACGAAGCUUGGUCGCGGACAGUUCCAAGCCGGCCAAGUGCGCCAACCGAUUGUCCUGUCAAGCCACCAUUGCUGACCUGCUUCAGUUUUCAACGCCCAAGGACAACGUCUACGAGUGCGUCCGGUUCGUUUUGGAUGCCGUGCUGCCCAAACAACUCUGGGGAUGCUCGAAAAACCACACGUGUUUUCUCCAACUCGUGCGAACGUAUCUGUUCUCGCACAUGCACGAUGUGCAUGGGCUAAAUGGGGCGGUGAACGCCAUGGCCGUGACACGGAUACCAUGGAUGCAGCUGCACGCACGCUCAAAGUGCGUGCCAACGGAAGCAACGAAACGGAAGCGCAUGCUGUUGCUGAUUGUGUCCUGGAUUUGGAGCGACCUGAUCGACCCGAUGCUUCGCAAUUACUUUUACAUGACCACGACCGAGGGUCAUUUCAACCACGUCGUGUACUACCGCCAUUCGGUGUGGACCGCCAUCGCAGGUCUUGGCAAGGUCGAGUUGGCUCACGGCCACUUGCAGCCCGUCGCGACUGUGCCAAAGUCGAAAACGAUCUCGACGAUUCGAUUUCAGCCAAAGCCACACGGUGUUCGACCGAUUGUGAAUCUAUCUCGCAAACCGCACGGUGGUGUGUCUAUCAAUCGCACGUUGCGGCUCGUUCACCACGUGCUGCGGCACGAGUGCACCAUGGCAACUCUCGGCGCGACGGUAGCCAACAUGAACGACAUUCGCGCAAAGUUGGACUUGUUUCGGGCGCGUUGGGCCGCUGCAAACAACCCGCCGCUGUAUUUUGUCACGGUCGACAUUGCCCGCUGCUUUGACACGAUCCGUUCCCGCCGGCUGCUAAAGAUGCUCCCUCGUUUACUCACGCAAGACCGGUACAUGGUUCGGCGGCACUACCUGGUGCAGUCGACCAAAGCCGGGGUCCGCUACAAGACUUGUACCGCGGUGUUGGUGCCGUCGGAGUUGACACGGUUCGAGCAACUCGCAGCGUCGGCAGCUUCCAAACAUUCGGUGCACAUUGAUGGCGUCGUAUACGACUACGUCCACCGGCGCGACCUGCUCAAGCUCGUGGAAGACCACUUGUGUGCCAACUACGUCUCAAUCGAGUCGGACCUGUUUUUGCAAAAGGAGGGAAUCCCUCAAGGGUCCGUGCUGUCAUCGUUGCUGUGCAAUAUUUACUAUGCCGACUUUGAGAAGAACGUGCUCCGUCCCCGCAUUCCCGUCGUGGCUGGGCAAGACCUCUUGCUUCGAUACACGGACGAUUUUCUGCUGCUUACGUCCAACCGGCAGAACGCCAUCAAGUUUGAAGCGAUCAUGCAUCGAGGCACCAAGAAAUACGGAUGCCACGUCAACCCUCGCAAGACGCAAACCAACUUGCACGAUGCGUCGCAGGUUCUCCACUGGUGCGGCCUCACGAUAGACCCAGCGACCUUGGCCGUGCACUCCAACUAUGCCAAGUACACGGCGUCCCCUGGGUCGCUCCGAAACACCAUGUUUCUGGACACGAUUCGUCCACUCCAUGCCUGGUUGUUUCAACAUUUGUUUGCAGCCGUUCAAUUUCGAUGCCACCCGAUCCACUUUGCCGCGCAGUCGCCGCACACUUGCCAAGUGAAUAUGUACCACAUCAUGGCGGUGGUCGCGGCCAAGUUGGCGUACAUCUUGCGCUGCCUUCCCAAGCGAAAUCGUCGAUGGAACGUGGAGUUUCUACAUCGGGGACUGCUGCAGCUGUGGCGCAAACUGUUUGAUCGCAUUCGCCAAGCAUGCCCGACUGCCAUGACGUGGACCGAGGUCCGGGGCAUGGGUCUGCACGCCGCCAUCCAUGCGUGGACGAAACAAAACACCAUGGCCCCCCUCGUGGGUCGAUUCACAAGCGACUGGACAGCCCUGCCACCUGCUGUCCGUGGCCUCACCGACGAGUUGGCGACGACUCCGAUGAGUGCAUUCAUUCAAGAGUUGUAAAUCGAGUCGUGAUCUCUGGUGCUUUGGACAGGUCGCGGGGUUUGUCGCCUGCGUGGUUGCUGACACGUGCGAGCGACGGGUAUGUCUUGACGAGCCACUCGACGCACUCGGCGCGACCGUAUCGCACCGCUUCAUGAAGGGGAUUGUUUCCUUGAAAAUCGCAGUCCCUCGUCCCGAUCGGAAACAACUCGAGGAUGCAGAUAUGGCCGUGGCGCGCUGCAUACGCGGCGUACGUGCGCCCCAUCCAAUCCCGCAACGUGGCAAACGAUGGGCACAACUGGAUCAGUCGAUCGACGACGACGGCAUGGCCGCGCUCGGCGGCUCGGUGAAUGGCGGUGGCAUGGCCUGGUCCGUGCAACGUUAUGGAAGCUGGACAUGACUCGUACAGCGCCAGCAAGACCUGUUUGGAACGGGUGAAUGGAAGAAUCGCUCGUGUCCGAAUGUCCUCACGUCAAGAUGACCAUACGUGGCCGCAAAGUACGCUGGAUACCACCGCUUGGACGUCAUGCGACUCGGAUCUGCGCCAGCAUCGAGCAAAAGGCGCGCCACACGAGCAUGGCCGUAGCGGGCGGCCUGCACAAGUGCCGUGUACUCGUCGUCAUCUUGCAUGUCGACGUCGGCGACUGUCACCAGAUACUCGACGACCCGCACUUGAUUGUAGCCCGCUGCAAAGUAUAGCGCCGUCUUGCCAUGUUCGUCCGGCUCGUUGACGUUUCCGCCGCCCGAGACAAACGUCUCUAGCGACGCAAUGUCGCCGAGCCAGGCCGCGCGCCAAAUAUCGAGCGGUUGCAGGUUCCGGCAAUCUGUCCACGACAAGUUGCGCGAGGCGAUUUGGUCGUGGAUGGUCGGCAGUCGUGCCGGGGGAACGAGCGGAAGGACGACGCGAUGGUUUUGCGCCGCAACACGUUUCUCGAGCACGACCAGACUGCGCGUCCAUGCCGCCGCCUCGAUCGAGUCGUCCAUAAAGUGAACGCCGCACUCGAUCACGUC